CUGAUUGGUUAGUCAAUAAGAUAUCAUUUAUAACCUUGAAACUAUUAUUUUAAAACUUUAUACAACAUUAAUAACAUUGUUCAAUAAUGCUUGAAUCUAAACAACAUUGGAACCGUUCAACUCUAUACAUAUUAAAUUAUGUCAACAACGAUUGAUUGUGUAUAUAGCAUGGAUAGAAUGAAUAAUUUAACGUUUAUAAGGAAAACACCUUAUAAAACUAUAAUAAUCAUUCUGACAACUUUAAUACUGAUUCUUUUCAUUAAACGGUAUAUUACACAUUAACAAUAUAAUGGAUAAUCUAUUUUAAGGAAUAAUUUUCAAAAUAAUAAAAAACUAGCCAAAACAGUCAAGAUCUAUUCAACAUUUGAUGAUUUAAAAAGAGAUUUCUUAAGGGGAAGAUUGAAGUUGAACACAAGUAAAGUGAAAGAAAUUGUUAUUUACGGGAAUAUGAUGGUGCCAGUCAAUACAAGAUUGAAUGAUUGUUUGAUAACCAAUUGUGUACUUCAUACAAUAAAAUCGCGAUUUAAUUAUGCUCAAAUGAUAAUUAUUACAGGAAGAAAAUUUCCUGAUGUUAAAUAUAAUAAAAAUCAAGUUUGGAUUGCCUAUCAUCAUGAAGCACCACCGAAUAGUCGUUUAAGUAAAUCUUUGGGAGAUAGAAUUAAUUUCACAGCUACAUAUAGGCUGGAUUCUACAAUUCGAGUGCCCUAUGGUGCUUUUGUACCGCUUCCUCCAAUCCCUGAAUACUAUGCUAACCCUCCAUUAAAACCUCGUGAUGUAGCCAGCAGAAAGCGUAAGACUGUAGCGUGGGUUGUUAGCAAUUGUUACGCUAAAAGUCCAAGAAAUUUAUAUGCUUACGAACUGUCAAAACAUAUUCAGGUUGAUAUAUACGGUAGAUGUACUCAAAGGAAGUGUACAAGAUUUAAUUGUUUUCAAAUGUUAAAAGAAGACUAUAAGUUUUAUUUAAGCUUUGAAAAUUCUCUCUGUCAAGAUUAUAUAACUGAGAAAUUUUUUGAUAAUGCUCUGAAAAAUGAUGUUAUCCCAGUGGUUAUGGGUGCAUCACUAGAAGAAUAUCAGAGAGUAGCUCCACCCAAUUCUUUUAUACAUGUUGAUCAAUUUAAUAGUCCAAAAGAUUUAGCCAGCUAUCUAAAUUAUUUAGACAAAAAUCAAACAGCCUUCAAUGAAUAUUUUAUCUGGCAACAGAAAGGAAGUGUAUAUCAAUUUCCUGGAAAACCGGAAUGUGAUUUCUGUCUACUUGCAAAUGCAUUACCCAUACUUAAACAAUCUUGGUAUCCUGAUUUGCAGUUAUGGUUAAAUAAUGGUUGCCAAGGCAGAAAAUUAAGGUGGAAAGGACAUGAAGCCAACUUCUCCGCAUAUGAAUGGUUUCGAAAUCUAACACACAUGAGUAUUACCAACAAACACAUAAUCUAAUUAUGUCAACUUAUUAUGAUAACGAAUAACAUUAUCAGGGAUUUAAAAGUUGUGCAAAUUUUUGUUUUAUAUUUUAACCAAGAAGGUAUGAAAUUGUUACGAAAAGAAUAAAGAAUUCUCAUGAA
Molecule: messenger RNA, 1553 nt
Organism: Heterobilharzia americana
Lineage: Eukaryota; Metazoa; Platyhelminthes; Trematoda; Strigeidida; Schistosomatidae
Source: the annotation of a GenBank genome assembly